UCUAUAGCUCAUCGUCCCCCCUUCUGAAGCCGGCGCCGCCUCCGGAACCUUCUAGAAACCUCUCCCUUCUCCCCCAGCUCCGGCGUACGCUCUCCUCGCCUGCCAUGGCCGACGCCACCGCCGCCCUCUCAGCUCGGAGCAAGGUGCAAGGCUUCCUGGAGGCCGCGUGCUCCGGCGACCUCGAUGCCCUCAGGAAGCUCGGCUCAGCGCUCGAUGAGGACGGGAAGGGCGCGGCCGCCGUGGCCGCCGGCGUGAGGGACGCCAACAAGCGCACCGCGCUGCACUUCGCGGCACGGGAGGGGCGGACAGAGGUCUGCCAGUUCCUCGUCGAGCAGCUCCGCCUCCCCGUUGACACCAAGGACGACGAUGGUGAGACUCCGCUCAUCCAUGCGGCGCGGCAGGGCCGGCUGCAGACCGCGGAGUACCUGCUCGGCCACGGUGCUGACCCUUCCAUUGCGUCUAAUAUGGGAGCCACGGCACUGCAUCAUGCUGCGGGGAUAGGACACAUAGAGCUUAUGAAGCUUUUGCUUGGUAAGGGGGUUGAUGUCGAAUCCGAAAGUGACGCCGGUACUCCCCUUGUUUGGGCUGCUGGUCAUGGACAGCAAGAGGCAGUCAAACUUCUGCUCCAACACAAUGCUAAGCCAAACAAUGAAACUGCUGAUGGUAUCACAUCACUGCUGUCUGCUGUUGCUGCUGGUUCCAUCCCAUGCUUGGAGGUUCUAAUCCAGGCAGGUGCAAACCCAAAUGUCACGGCUGGUGGAGCAACCCCAUUGCAUAUUGCUGCAGAUAGUGGAAAUCUGGAAAUGGUCAAAUGUUUGCUUCUAGCUGGAGGUGACCCAAAUACCACUGAUGAUGAUGGACUAAAGCCCAUACAGGUUGCUGCAUUAAGGGAUAACCUUGAAGUCGUGGAACAUCUUUUACCAUUGACUUCUCCAAUCCCAGGCGUUUCGAACUGGACUGUUGAUGGAAUAGUAGAGUACACAUUGUCUAAAAUGGCUGAGGAAAAGGCACAAGUGAACGAAGCAGCUAGUUUAAAGAGCCGACAACCCGUUGAGGUGUCACCUGAGGCGAAAAAGAGAUCCUUGGAAGCCAAAUCGAGAGGCGACGAUGCCUUCAGAAGAAAGGACUACCUAAUAGCGGUGGAUGCCUAUACACAGGCUAUCGAGUUCGACCCGAACGAGGCUCCGCUGUUUUCGAACAGAAGCCUCUGUUGGCUGCGGGCAGGGCAAGGCGAGCGUGCGCUGGAGGAUGCGAGAGCGUGCCGGGCACUGAGGCCGGACUGGGCAAAGGCUUGCUUCAGGGAAGGUGCCGCUCUGCGCCUGCUGCAGAGGUUCGAAGAAGCCGCGAAUGCCUUCUACGAGGGGGUGCAGCUUGAGCCUGAGAACAAAGAGCUCGUGAGCGCAUUCAGGGAGGCGGUGGAGGAGGGGAGGAGGUUCCACGGGACGGACAAGCCUGCGAACGGAAAGCAGUCUGAAUGAGACCGAUGAUGUGACAAACCGAAGUUGCGCUAGCUGCUUGGAUGAGCAUCUGUCUAUCUAGAAUGGCAUCUGCAAUCCAUUCCCUCUUGGUCAAGGAAGAUGCCCUCAAAUUCGAUUAGAAAUUUAGCCAGGUUUUGUAACUUGAUUCGCACUGUAUGAGUAUGAGUACUGCCGUGAUAGUUAUCAGUCAGAGAGGGAAAUCUGGUUUGUGAAACAGACACGGAGAUGAUCUGAAGCGAGAGCACUUGCAUAUUGUGUGAGUGUGAGUAGAUGUUACAAAUGGCCUGUUAUGAGUAACGUCUGGCGGAUUUUCCUUUUCAAUAUUAUUACCAUCAUCAUUUACUUUGAUUA
Molecule: messenger RNA, 1829 nt
Organism: Lolium rigidum
Lineage: Eukaryota; Viridiplantae; Streptophyta; Magnoliopsida; Poales; Poaceae
Product: putative ankyrin repeat protein RF_0381
Exons: 13
Coding region: 105-1478 (457 amino acids)
Molecular function (GO): protein binding
Source: RefSeq, a predicted model, not a curated record